AUCCUGGUGAACACACAGACACGAGCAACAGAUUGCUACAGCUUCACUCCAUGAAUGAAGUUACCAAAAGUUCCGAGAGUAGAACAUUUGGUGGCAAAACGAUUUCUCUGCAUCAGUAACAUUAUUACAGCUGAAAGAUGCCCAACGGUUCAGAUGAUGCUCGCAAGAAGUUUAUCCUGACCACAACUGGAAACUUCUAUGGGAUAAAGCCUUCAUCUUCCCUGGCUGACAGCCCAGAGCUUAAUAACUUCUUGGAUGAUGGAAAUGAAUUUGUCCUGUCUGUCAGCAGACAUGACAAUAACCUUCACUUGACAAAUAAGAUUGAAGCAUCGGGGGACAGCAGAGACAAGGUGUUGGUGUUCUUCAAACUGCAUCCCACAGUGAUCACAGAAGACAACCUUCACCAAAGCCUCCUUGUGUCAUCCAUGCUGGAGUCUCCCAUCAACACCCUCUAUCAGGCUGUUAGACAAGUCUUUGCCCCUGUAUUGCUGAAGGAUGAGAGGUGGCGUUCAGUAUUUGAUCCUAAGCUGGCAGGCCUGCUGAGUGAGCUGGAGCUUGGCCUGGGCUCAGUGGUCCGCCAGUCUGGAGCACAAUCCUCUGCCAAGAAGGCCCGCACUGAGGAAGAUGUUCUUGGCAUCCUGACUCCCAGUGAUGAGUUCCAGUACUGGGCUGAUCUCUCUGAGUCUGCUGAUAAAAACAGUGUGAGAGAAAAGGCUACACAUUUCACUGAGCAAUUUCAACCCAUACAAAAGGAGUUUGAUGGUCUUGAUGGCUUGUCUAUGCUUGAUGUUGCGGACCUGGUGGAACAGAGCAGAGACAUUCUGGACGAUGUUUGGAGGCAGACUGACUUUGAGCCUUAUCCAGAAACACGCAUGGUCCGACUCAUGGAUGUUAUCGGUGGAGCCCUGGGAAGAUAUGUGCAGAGGAAGCUGAGCGAUCUUAAAAUGUUUGAGGAGUCGUUUGUGUCGGUGAGAGAGAACCUGAGAAUGGGUGUUGCCAUCUGUGAACAGUGGGUCGUGGCCUGUGAGCAUCUGACUGGACAGGUGUGGAAGAGACAUGCUCCCCACCCCUGGAAGGGAAACAAGCACUGCCCGCAAACCCUUCAUUGCCUUGCAAAAAGAUUGGAUGAGGUGGUGACUCUGCGUAUGGUUCAUGAAAAACUGCUGCGUCUGCUACCAGGAGGAAAGCAGCAGGCUCUGAAUUCCAGUCGUGUGUUUGAACCUUUCUCUGGACUCAACCCUCUGCAUUACAACCCCUACACUGAGCCUCUUUGGAGAGCCGCAGUGGCUCAGUUUGAGCGCCUGAUGGCUCCAUCAGAGCAGGAGGUCGCUGGCAGACUAAAGAGCUACAUUGCUGAUGUGCAGGACAACCCGCAACAGCUGUUGCAGGUGUUUCAAAAGCACAAGGAAUUGAUCAGACGCCCCACCAUCAGCAAAGAGCUGCAGUCAGAGAGAGAGACCCUGCUGGCCAGAAUACUGGACUACAACAAGGGCCUGAAGGCUGACUUUGAGAGUCGUUGCCAUGGAGGCCCUGGAGACAAGUCCGGGCCACUUAUUGGCAGGAACCUCCCUGAGGUGGUCAACAAAAUUGUCUGGGUCCGACAGCUCAUACAUAAGGUUGAGGACUCUGUCCGCAUAGCUGAGGCACUGCUUCCCGACCUGUCUGGGUUCAAAGGGUUCCUGCAUUUCUGUGAUGACCUGCUGGACGUUUUGAGGGCAUAUGAACAGGAACAGUUCGAGGACUGGUCAAGAGAUAUACUGUCCGGACUGACUGAUCCAAAGUCAGGGAUCAGUCUCCAGGCCAGUAACCGUGUGAUGGACCUGGACCAUGUGGACGGCAGGCUGAAGAUCCAGUAUUCAGACAGACUAGUGAGUCUGCUCAGGGAGGUCAGGCAGCUCUCUGCCCUGGGCUUUGCCAUCCCAGCCAAGAUACAACAGGCUGCUAAUACAGCAGACAAAUUCUACAGACAAGCCAUUGUACUAAAACAGGUGGCCCAUUUCUACAACACCAUUGACCAGCAGAUGAUUCCCUCUCAGAGACCUAUGAUGCUUGGUCUUGCCCUGGCCUUUGAACAGGUCAUUAAGAAUCCUCGUUCCCAGUCAAAGGACUCAGGUGGUAAACUACAGAUCACCUGGGAUAACCCCAAAGAGUUGGAAGUCUACAUUGCCAAGUUGCAGUCUGCAGCUGAGAAACUCUCAACUGAAAACAGGAAGUUACGCAAAUGGCACACUGACUUCAUUGACAAGGUGGUGACUCUGAUGAAUGUGGACCUGUUGAGAAAUCAGCAGCGGUGGAAGGAUGGCCUUCAGGACCUCCGUACUGGCUUUGCCACUCUGGAGGCUCAGGGCUUCAGGUCUGAUGACAUGCGGGCAUGGCGUCAGCACUGGAACCAUCAGCUAUACAAGGCUCUUGAACACCAGUACCAGACAGGACUGGAAGCUCUGAACAGAAACCUGCCUGAAAUACACGUAGAUCUCACUUUCAAGCAGGGCCGUUUGCAGUUCCGUCCUCCAUUUGAGGAGGUGCGAGCCCGCUAUUUCAGGGAGAUGAAGCGGUUCAUCUCAAUCCCAAACCAAUUCAAAGGGGUCAGUGCCCAGGGGGAGGAGCUUAUCUUCAGCGUCAUGAUUGAUAGAAAUGCCUCUGGGUUCCUCACCAUCUUCAGCAAGGCUGAGGACCUCUUUAGCCGCCUGCAGGCUGUACAACACAAGUUCAAGGAGUGGGUGGUGCUGGGCCAGGUUGAUUUAGAGAAGUUAGUGGAGAAGCAUCUGAACUCCGUGCAAGACUGGGAGAGGAACUUCAAGGCCCUGAAAGCCCGGGGGAAGGAGUCAGAACGUCUUCCCAGUCAGGAAAAGGUAGACUGUAUCACAGUCAACUGUGAGCCAGUAAAAGCCUUUAUCGAUGACAUGAUUCAGAGGCUGUUUGACAUGCUGCUUUUAUCACUCAGGAAGUCCAUACAAGGCCACACACAGGCCAUAGACAGUUUUGUUUCAGAGUCAAUGGAGGUCUUGUCCACUCGACCAGAGAGCAUGGAGGAGAUUGGUGCGGCCAGUGGCACGUACAGCCAGAUAUUAGCCCGCAAACCUGAAAUCCUACCUCAGUUCCAGUGUGCUGAGGAGAAGAACCGCUUGCUGCGAGCAGUGGCUGGGGCUGGCCUGGACUCGCUGUCCUCACUGAGGGCCAAGUGGGACAAACUGGAGCUUGUCAUGGAGAGCCACCAGCUCAUGAUCAAAGAGCAGGUGGAGGUGAUGCGAAGUAAUGCUGCUGGUCGUAUCGCCGCCUACAGGGCAGAUCUGGAGCGGUUUAAGGCCCGGUGGGACCAGCUGAAGCCUAAAGAUGAUAUGCUUGAGACUGGCGACCAUGCUGCCCUUCUUGUGUGCCUCCAGACCAUCAGGGACAAGCAGCAAGAGUUCCAGGAGCUAGAGCUUGUGCGCAGUAAACUGCUUGAGGACUGUGUCUAUUUUGACCUGGAGGCUCCAGAUUUCUCUCUGGCGGAAGAGACAAAAAGAGACAUGGAGGAGUACAGCCAGAUGUGGGGUCUGUAUGAGGCAUGGCAGCAAGGCUUCACAGAAAAGGCCCAGGAGGACUGGAUCUCAUUCAGGAGUAAGAUAUACGUGUUUGAGGAGUUUCUCUUUACAUGGCAGGACAGACUUAGAAAGCUGGAGCAGCCAACUGCCAUGUCUGUUAAACUACAAGGAGAAGUGGAAAAAUACAAGAAUAUGGUUCCUGUCCUGAAGUAUGUGCGUGGGGAGCACCUGUCCCAGGACCAUUGGUUGGACAUGUUCCGUUUGCUUGGCCUUCCAAGAGGGACGACUUUAGAGAGACUCACCUUUAAUGACCUCCUCGGUGUGGCAAAUACCAUUAUAGAAAAGGCCUUGGAGCUGAAGGACCUGAACAGUCGUGCUCAGGCAGAAGUGACGAUCAGAGAAGCACUGAGGGAGCUGGAUUUGUGGGGAGCUGCAGCUACCUUCACCCUCACUGAGUAUACAGACAGCAGCAGGCGCACUCUCACCCUCAUCAAGGACUGGAAGGAUAUAGUCAACCAGGUGGGAGAUAACCGUUGUCUGCUGCAGUCUCUGAAAGACUCUCCCUACUACAACAGCUUCCAAGACAAGGUCAGUCUGUGGGAGGUUCGUCUAUCAGACUUAGACGAGUACCUUUUGAGUCUGAAUGCCAUCCAGAGGCGUUGGGUUUAUCUGGAGCCUAUAUUUGGACGAGGGGCAUUGCCGCGGGAGGAGGCCCGCUUCAAACGGGUAGAUGAAGACUUCAGGUCUAUAAUGUCAGACAUUCAGAGAGACAACAGAGUUGUUUCUCUGAGCUCAAGGGCCGGCAUCAGAAACUCCCUGGUCACCAUACUGGAUCAGCUGCAGCGCUGCCAAAAGUCACUCAAUGAGUUCCUCGAGGAGAAACGCUCUGCCUUUCCACGGUUCUAUUUCAUAGGAGAUGAUGAUCUGUUAGAGAUUCUUGGUCAGGCAACCAACCCAACUGUCAUUCAAUCACACCUCAAGAAACUCUUUGCAGGCAUCCACAGUGUUGUUUUUGAUGAGCAGUGUCAGCACAUUGUCGCCAUGUGUUCUUUGGAGGGAGAAGUAGUGUUGCUCAGAAAACACAUACGCAUCUCAAGCUUUGUGGAGGUGUGGCUGAGUGAGCUCUCUGUAGAAAUGAAGGAGACUCUGAAGCACAUGCUGUAUGAAUGUUUGUCAGCGGGGAAGAAAGGGGAGGUGGAUCCCUCACGCUUCCCAUCACAGAUUUUGUGUCUGGCUGAGCAAAUCCAGUUUACUGAAGACGUGGAAAGAGCUCUAAAAAUGCAAAGUUUGCAGCAGCUGGAGCUGGAGCUCAAUACCAAACUAGAACACUACACUACGGUGGACACCAGCUCUGAGGAUCAAGCUAACACAGAGUCCAGUGUCCUGCAGCUGAAGCUGAAGGCCUUGAUCCUGGACAUUAUCCACAACAUUAGUGUGGUGAAGCAACUUAACCAGGCAGGAGUUACCAGCCCUGAUGCCUGGGCCUGGAAGAAGCAGCUCCGCUUCUACAUGGGAACAGAUAAAUGCUGCCUCAUACAAAUGGUGGAUGCACAAUUCAGCUAUACAUAUGAAUACCAGGGGAACGCAGCUAAGCUGGUGCACACUCCACUGACUGAUAAGUGCUACCUGACUCUGACCCAGGCCAUGAAGAUGGGGCUUGGGGGGAACCCCUAUGGGCCCGCUGGUACAGGCAAGACAGAGUCGGUCAAAGCCCUGGGGGGGCUGUUUGGACGCCAGGUGUUGGUGUUCAACUGUGAUGAGGGUAUCGACGUGAAGUCUAUGGGACGAAUCUUUGUGGGCUUGGUGAAGUGUGGAGCAUGGGGCUGCUUUGAUGAGUUUAACCGCUUGGAGGAGGCAGUGUUAUCUGCAGUUUCCAUGCAGAUUCAGGCCAUUCAAGACUCCCUUAAACAUCACAAGAACACAUGUGAUCUGCUGGGGAAGGAGGUGGAAUUGGACCCGAACUCUGGGGUGUUCAUCACAUUGAACCCUGCCGGGAAAGGGUACGGAGGCAGACAGAAGCUUCCAGACAACCUAAAGCAGCUGUUCAGGCCUGUGGCCAUGAGCAGACCUGACAAUGAGCUCAUUGCUGAGGUCAUCCUCUACUCUGAGGGCUUUAAAAAUGGAGAAAUACUGGGCCGCAAACUGGUUGCAAUCUUCAACCUGGCCAGGGAGCUGUUGACUCCGCAGCAGCACUAUGACUGGGGUUUGCGUGCUCUGAAGACAGUGCUGAAGGCCUGUGGCAGUCUCCUGCAGCAACAGAGGAGGAGUCAUGACAAGGACACAAUUCAGGAGAGUAGUCUGGUGGUGCAGGCAUUGAGACUGAACACCAUGUCCAAGCUGACGUUUGCCGAUAGCUCCCGGUUUGAUGCUCUGGUCAGAGAUGUCUUCUCUGGGGUUAAUUUCACCGAUGUGGAGGACCAGAUUCUAAUGCAUGCACUGGAACAAGUCUACAAGGAAGCGCGACUUGAACUUAUACCCAGCCAGCUGAAGAAGGCACUGGAGCUGAAUGAACAGCUGAGACAACGGAUGGGAGUAGUCAUCGUAGGGCCAAGUGGAGCGGGGAAGUCUACACUCUGGAGGAUGCUUAGGGCUGCUCUCAGCAAGACAGGCAAAGUGGUAAAGCAGUACACAAUGAAUCCUAAGGCCAUGCCCAGACAACAGCUGCUGGGACAUAUAGACAUGGACACCAGAGAAUGGGCUGAUGGCGUCCUCACACAUAGUGCCAGGAAUGUGGUCAGAGAACCACAGGAGGUAAGCUCUUGGAUUGUGUGUGACGGCGACAUCGACCCAGAGUGGAUUGAGAGUCUGAACUCUGUUCUUGAUGAUAAUCGGCUGUUAACCAUGCCUAGUGGAGAACGCAUCCAAUUCGGACCCAAUGUUAACUUCCUGUUUGAGACUCACGACCUUAGCUGUGCCUCACCAGCCACUAUAUCCCGCAUGGGCAUGAUUUUUCUCAGUGAUGAGGACAUUGACGUGGGUGCUUUGUUGAAGUCGUGGUUGAGGGGUCAGCCAGAGGGGUGUGGCAGUAACCUAGAAAACUGGCUGGGAGACUACUUCCAACGAGCCCUGGACUGGGUCCUCAAACAGAAUGACUUUGUGGUGGAGACUAGUCUGGUGGGUACAGUGUUCAAUGGUUUGUCACACCUCAACGCUGUGACAGAGAGAGGUCAAUUCAUCAUUGGUCUUCUUAGAGGUUUGGGAGGAAACCUCAACCUCAAAACACGACAGGAGUUUGCCAAAGAGUUGCUGAGCUGGGCCAGGGAAAGCCCACCAGACACCAAAAAACCACUAGAUACCUACUAUGACUCUGACAAUGGCCAACUAGCAGCCUAUACAUUCCAGCGUCCCGAGGGUCUCACACUGGAACAGCUCUCUCAUACGCACACACUGCCUGUUAUUGAGACUCCAGACAUGCAGAGAGGCCUGCACUACUUCUCCCCCUGGCUCACGACUCAGCACAGGCAGCCCUUCAUGGUGGUAGGGCCAGAGGGCUGCGGAAAGGGGUAA
Molecule: messenger RNA, 7031 nt
Organism: Micropterus dolomieu (smallmouth bass)
Lineage: Eukaryota; Metazoa; Chordata; Actinopteri; Centrarchiformes; Centrarchidae
Product: cytoplasmic dynein 2 heavy chain 1-like
Exons: 47
Coding region: 138-7031 (2297 amino acids)
Biological process (GO): microtubule-based movement
Cellular component (GO): dynein complex
Molecular function (GO): dynein light intermediate chain binding; dynein intermediate chain binding; ATP binding
Source: RefSeq, a predicted model, not a curated record